This is a messenger RNA of Manihot esculenta (cassava), 1223 nucleotides long. RefSeq names its product proteasome subunit beta type-5. The transcript is spliced from 8 exons. Gene Ontology annotation, molecular function: threonine-type endopeptidase activity. Lineage: Eukaryota; Viridiplantae; Streptophyta; Magnoliopsida; Malpighiales; Euphorbiaceae. Gene Ontology annotation, cellular component: proteasome core complex. The record is from RefSeq and is a predicted model, not a curated record. The coding region runs from base 175 to 993 and encodes 272 amino acids.
GUCCAAAAUUGCCAUCUUGCCCGGAGCGCAAGAAAACAAACUCCCUGCUCUCUGCUUCCAUAUGUUGUAAUAGCUUUUCAAAGCAAUUCCCUCCAUUAUCAUUAUUAAUCUUCGGCCUCUCAGCGAUCGAUCUCUGCUAAUUUUCCAUCCUCUUACAACCUUUCUGUAAAGAUCAUGAAGCUUGAUACCAGUGGUCUUGAAUCGGCGGCUUCGCUCUUCGGGGCGGGCAAUGAACUGUUUGAUGGGUUUUCUACUGCGCAUUCUUUUGAGCUUCCCGUUACAAAUAACUUUGAUGGGUUCCAGAAGGAAGCUAUACAAAUGGUGAAGCCUGCCAAGGGGACAACUACACUUGCUUUCAUUUUUAAAGAGGGAGUCAUGGUCGCUGCUGAUUCUCGGGCUAGCAUGGGAGGAUAUAUUUCAUCACAGUCUGUAAAAAAAAUCAUUGAAAUCAAUCCUUACAUGCUUGGUACAAUGGCUGGAGGAGCUGCUGACUGCCAGUUUUGGCACAGAAAUCUGGGCAUUAAGUGUCGGCUGCAUGAAUUGGCCAACAAGCGUAGAAUUUCAGUUACUGGGGCAUCAAAGCUUCUGGCAAACAUUCUGUACUCCUAUCGUGGAAUGGGUCUUUCUGUUGGAACCAUGAUUGCUGGAUGGGAUGAAACGGGUCCUGGAUUAUAUUAUGUGGACAGUGAAGGAGGAAGGCUGAAGGGAACAAGAUUCUCCGUUGGAUCUGGUUCUCCAUAUGCUUAUGGUGUACUAGACAGUGGGUUCCGGUAUGAUUUGUCAAUUGAAGAAGCUGCAGAGUUGGCUAGAAGGGCCAUUUAUCAUGCUACAUUCCGAGAUGGAGCUAGUGGUGGAGUUGCUAGCGUUUAUUAUGUGGGACCAAAUGGAUGGAAGAAGCUAUCUGGUGAUGAUGUUGGAGAACUCCACUACAGAUACUAUCCGGUUAUGCCCAGUACAGUGGAACAGGAGAUGGUUGAAGUAGCAGGGGCGUGAAUAAACUUUCUCAGGUUGGACCAGAUUGGCUACUUUUCCCCCUUCAUGAUACCUGACGAGAUGGCCUGCAUUUCAUCUUGGUUGUCUUCACUUAAUUCCUGGAACAAUUCAUGGAUUGAUGUGGCUUUUUGUCAAUGCCAUGAGAAUAUUAUUGUUAUUAUAUUUCCAUUAUAUAAUUCAGUGUCUUUUAGCCAUUUAAAAACAAUUUAUAGAAAAAGGGGAUUUUUGCA